Molecule: messenger RNA, 1607 nt
Organism: Lotus japonicus
Lineage: Eukaryota; Viridiplantae; Streptophyta; Magnoliopsida; Fabales; Fabaceae
Exons: 4
Coding region: 656-1237 (193 amino acids)
Source: RefSeq, a predicted model, not a curated record
CGUAUCAAGAAAUUUCCUUUUUAUUUUGAAUGGAUGAACUUGGAACAAGACUACCGUAACUCUGAUACCUUUGUCCUCUCAGUACUCUUUCAGGAGAAUUCAUAAACGCUUCCGCAUGCGCCACCCUCUGUCAAAAUCCUCUCUUUCUUCAAGAUUCACCGUUUUUGGCCCCUUAAUCCAACUGGGUUCUCUUCAAUUUCUCGUAAUGGGUUCUCUUCACUUCCGCUAGAUUAUCCAAUCCCCAAUUCGUUUUGAUCAUUAUUGGAAGGAUUUUCAUUUUCUUCAAUGGAUUUUGGAGGUGGGAACAGUCAUUAUCGAGUGUGAUCGAUUUUGGGUUGACCUUUUGAUGUGUGACGAUGAUUUCUAUGUCUCAAUUGGUUCAGUGUGUGCCAUUGUUUUUUUUUUCAUGAAUUUGUAGAUUCUGAAUCUUAUUUAGCUGUAGAUCACUGCUAAAUUCUUGGAGGGAUUAAAUUUUAAUUUGUGGGGUUUAGGAGAUCAAGGGUGUUUUAUUUUUUUGAAUUUUGUGGGAAUUUAUUGCUUUUGCUGCAUGAUUGAUUGGUUGGUUUUGGGUGAGGAUCUAGAGAGGUUUUGGUGAUUUGUUUUGUUGUUACUGGUGGGUGUGGUGAAUGUUGUUUGUGUAAUUUGUUGGAUUGCAAUGUCUGGCGGAACACCGGUUAAGGGAGGUGGAUAUAUGAGGCAGAGGCAUAGCCAGGGAUAUGGCAGUAGUGGUGAUGACUUGGAGGAUGAUGCAUGCUCCAGGCACCGUCCUUUUUCGCCUCCAAGUCCUCCGCGCAGGACAUGGAUUGAGAUGCUGGAGAAUUUUCUUUGGCUUGCUUCAGCAGCUUUUGUUCUAUACUAUGGUGAUCAGCAUUCCAAUAUGAUAUAUCUCCUGUGCUAUGACGAUCGAAUUAGAAGACUGCCUUUAUAUCUUGGGCUGAUAGGUAUUGGUUUGAACACAUUGAUAUUCAUUUAUACAAGUAUCUUAGCUUGGAGUGUUCGAAGGUUUGAUGAAAAAUGGGGAUUAAAGAAGUGGGAAAUAACAAGUAUCACUGCGUUGCCAUUCGCCACUGUAUUUGGAAUCAUCUCUUUUUGCAUGUUCUCCUUUGCUUUGUGGCCAAUAUGGAGUUUCUUGACGCUUCCUCUUCUGUUUACACUAUUCAUGGCAUGCAUGGUAGUAAUCCCUUAUCUCAUUUUCGGGACACUACGGCCUCAAUAUGAUGAACUCCGUACAGAUUAGGCCUCACGAUUCAAAUGAGGAAUAGUACUGACAUAGAUAAAGAGUUUCUAACCCAUGUCAACGAUUGAUUGGUAGAUGUUUCUUUGUGGUGGUUUGAAGUUUUGUCUCCAAGUAGCAUCAUUGAUGUACUUACCUGUUAUUGGUCUUUGUUUGCUACACUCACAGAUAUAGGACUUCCGGUUUAGGGUUUAGUUCUAUCAAUUGGAUGCUUUCUGUUGAUGAUAUCUUCACAGGUUUUUUGCACAAUCCGUUUGUGUAUGUGUUUAUUUUCUGCUGCAUCUUCAUGUUAAAAGAGAGGAGCUCAAUAUUUCUGAUUCAUUACUCAAGUCUAAAAUGUUAUGAGGAAUUUAUUUGCCCGGUUCCCGUUGAA